AAAACCUUGACAUGAUUUUUCCAUUUGAAAUGCAGAUCUGAUUCUAUCCAGUUACAAAUCAACCGAUCAACUUUGACAAACUACCACAUGGGAUCUUGAACUGUCAUAUGAAGGAAAUAAGUGGAAACUAUGGCCGUGAAACUCCAAACUCCUCAAAAUUAGACAAAAUACUUAUUGCACAUAAAACAUCUAAUGACUUAUCAGUCAAUCAAAAUGAAAUGUUAAUUGUGGAAGUUGCUCAAUAUAAUCAGUUACUAAAUGUAUCAAUUAUAAAUGACCUAAAGUCAGCCUGCAAAACGGAUGAAAUACACAUUACUCCUGAAUUCGAGAAAUCAAAUCAUACAUCAUGUUCUUCAAAGCCUUUACUUUACACAACAUUUAAAAAUAAAGACUUGUCAGGAAGCUCCUUAUAUAUACCUCUAUAUUAUGUUUGUUAUGACUUGGAGUCCACCAGUUACUCUAAGGAGGAACGUAUAUUUGGAACAAUAAACAGAAACUCAGUUUGUCCAAGACUAAGAGAAAAUCCGGUGGAAAUAUCUGACAGAAGUACUAUAUAUCAUCAAUCUAUGAAUGUUGGAAAGUUCGUCCCAUGUGCGCUAACGUACUGGUCAAAUGGAUCUGCCAGUAAUAUCAAUAGACCAACUGUACCCUAUUGCUUUGAUCAACUCCCUAGUUAUUUAUCUUCACGGUUAAACUUCAAAAAAUAUAUACAUGUUUGUAAUAACUGUUAUAUGCGUCAAAGUAAAUCUACAAAUUGUGAAUUUCAACCAAUGAUUGUUCACGAUAUGCCGUAUUCACAAGCAAAUAAUAGUUUUUUAAACCGGUUAUUUAUAAAACUGAAAAGAUUUACAAAACUAAUUCAAAAAAUUUCAAAAUCUGAAACAGUUGUCUGUUUUAAAGGUUUCAAAAGCUGCGGUAUUAAACAGUCUAUGCUAAGUGAGCAUAAACAGAAGAAUUUGAAGUUCUAUGCAGAUGAUAAAUCUAAGGCAAUGAAAUCACAAAAUUCGGUUAAACAAUAAUUAAGCAUCAUAUUUAUGAUUCAUCAGGUGGUUGCAGCUCACAUGAAAAAUCUCAAGUUAUGUUAUUCAUAAAUAAAUUAACUGAUUUGAUAUUUAAGAAACUUUUUAUCAACAGAUGUAUGGAACCAAGCUUUACACUUUUAUUUCUACAAAUAAUUUAAAGAUAUUCUUAAAAACACUUUAUUUUAGUUUUCUCAGAUAGUUGUCGUGUAUAUGUCAAAAAAUGUAUAAUGUGUCUUGUUAACUAAGUUGUAGAAUCCAUUAUUUAAAUGAUAUAUUGAUAUAGGUGGUAAUUGAUAACUUUGUCCCGUACCAUAAAAGCUGUACAUUACUCCUAAAAAUGAAGAAAUAAAAGUAAACAAAACUACAGAUUUAAAUAUGUUUUGGUACAAAUAGUAAAACUUGUAUUUUAUUAUACGUAUUUGUAAUUAGUUAUCUAUUCGGGAAUAAGUGAAAGCAAAAUGAAUUGUCGAUAAACUGGCUGUUUAGGCCAUCUCACUUUGUAUUUACAAGGUUUUUUUCCUAUGCAGCAGUUUAUUAUAACAACACAAGGUAUGCUCUUCCCAAUUACAAACGAAGAUACUUAUAGGUGAA
Schistosoma intercalatum is the source of this 1613-nucleotide messenger RNA. The record is from the annotation of a GenBank genome assembly. NCBI's taxonomy places the organism in Eukaryota, Metazoa, Platyhelminthes, Trematoda, Strigeidida, Schistosomatidae.